Trichomonas vaginalis G3 is the source of this 1662-nucleotide messenger RNA. RefSeq names its product ankyrin repeat and SOCS box-containing protein 4 family. The transcript has a single exon. The record is from RefSeq and is a predicted model, not a curated record. NCBI's taxonomy places the organism in Eukaryota, Parabasalia, Trichomonadida, Trichomonadidae. Gene Ontology annotation, molecular function: protein binding. Bases 1 to 1662 code for a protein of 553 amino acids.
AUGUCCGGUCAAGACAAUUAUCCAAAUAAAUACAGUGAGUUACGAAGUAUCUGUAAAUACUACAUCGACUCAUACAAUGCGUUGUAUCAGCUAAAAACGGAAAAUGAAGAAAAAUUAAAGUCGAUUUACAAAAAUAUUAAAACAGAGUUGAUUGAGUCAAGGAAAUAUCCACCCCAAAUUAUAAUAAAAGAUAUUUUAAAUAUCAUUCCGAAUAAUAAUCGCUAUACAAAGUCAUAUUUAUUUCUUGCCAAACUCAUAUCUGAUGAUUAUCAUGUGAGAACGGCCAAAAAUGUUAAACUUAUUUCAAACUUCUUGUUUUAUAAAGAAUAUGGAAUUCGAUUAAACACGUUUGAUGAUUUCAGAAAUCUUAAGUCACAAAAUCUCAAUAUUCAUACAGAAGAUACUAUUUAUAGAGCAAUAAUGUAUAAUGACAAAGAAAGAUUCAUUUCAUUCAUUGAAACAGAAGGAUUUGAUAAAAAUCAAACACUUAAAAGUGAAUUAUAUCCAAAAACUUACUUCGGUCUAUCAUUCCUUGAACUAUGUUGUUACCACGGAGCAGUUGAUUGUUUCAAAUUAUUAAGAACUAAAUUUAACUCAGAAAUAACUCAAACAUCUCUAAAAUUUUCAUUUUUAGGAGGAAAUCCAGAGAUCAUGAGUGAAUGCUUGAAAUAUCAGAAACCAGAUAGAAUUUGCAUGGGAUAUGCAAUUAUUUCACAUAAUAUUGAUUUUGUUACAUUCUUGAUGAAUGAAUACAAUAUAGAAAUCGAUUUAUCAUUUUGCGGAUGGCAUAAUAAUCUUGAAUCAUUUUUAGUUUAUUUCGAUCAAAUUAAUGAUAUUAACAACUGUUUUGUUAAUUCUAUUAUAUAUAAUGUAUCAUUCCUAUGCAAAUAUUUCCUUUCACUCGGUGCAAAUAUCAAUGAAAGAGAUUUUCUUCUUCAUCAUGCAGCAUUUCUUAAUAAUAGAGUAACAGCCGAAAUUCUAAUUUCUCAUGGCAUAAGCAUCAAUGAAAAAGAUAAUCAUGGGGAAACAGCUCUUCAUAAGGCAGCAGAAAAUAAUUGUAAAGAAACAGCCGAGUUUCUUAUUUCACUUGGUGCAAAUAUCAAUGAAAAAAAUGAUAGUAGAGAAACGGCUCUUCAUAAGGCAGCAGAAAAUAAUUGUAAAGAAACAGCUGAACUUCUUAUUUCACAUGGUGCAAAUAUCAAUAGAAAAGAUUUUCUUGAAGAUACCUUACUUGAAAUUGCAGCAUUGAAUAAUUGUAUAGAAACAGCCGAACUUCUUAUUUCACUUGGUGCAUAUAUCAAUGAAAAAGAUGCUCAUGGAGAUACAGCUCUUCAUAUGGCAGCAUGUAAUAAUUGUAUAGAAACAGCCGAACUUCUUAUUUCACAUGGUGCAGAUAUCAAUGAAAAAAAUGAUCAUGGAGAAACCGCCCUUCAUAAUGCAGCAGAAUAUAAUAGUAAAGAAACAGCUGAAAUUCUUAUUUCACAUGGUGCAUAUAUCAAUGAAAAAGAUAAUCAUGGAGAAACAGCUCUUCAUAAGGCAGUAGAAAAUAAUUGUAAAGAAAUAACAGAACUGUUUAUUUCACAUGGUGUAAAUAUCAAUGAAAAAGAUGAAUAUGGAGAAACAGCUCUUCAUAAGGCAGUAGAAAAAAUUGUAAAGAAAUAG